Molecule: messenger RNA, 3397 nt
Organism: Chaetomium fimeti
Lineage: Eukaryota; Fungi; Ascomycota; Sordariomycetes; Sordariales; Chaetomiaceae
Product: sulfate transporter family-domain-containing protein
Exons: 5
Coding region: 1-3279 (1092 amino acids)
Cellular component (GO): membrane
Source: RefSeq, a predicted model, not a curated record
AUGUCGUCGCCAGCAUUCGGUCACUCCUGGGUCAGGAGGCAUUCCUCUACGUCCUCUCAGGUUUCAGACGAAGAGGAACAAGAACAAGCCGGCGCUUCAGGUCGCAAUGAUGGAAAGCAGCUUUCUUCCUCAGUGGGCUCCGUCACCCACCGCGAGCCCAUAAGGUCCUUUAUCCACGGCACCGUCAGAGGCCAUCUCGCUCCCCUCGAUAGCGCUGAGUCGGCGCGCUCCGUUCGUGAGCAAACCGCCGAACUAGCCAAUUACUUUCUCUCCGACAAAAAGGACGGUCGAGGCAGUCCGUUCCUUCGCCAGGCACGCUCCGCCUCUUCUCCUACAACACGGCCUCCCUUCGAACCACCCGGACCCGACGCCAGCCCUGUUCGGUCAUCCGAGACAAUACCCGAAGUGCCAGAACCGCCCUCGCCGGAAGCGACCGACGAACACGCGGAGGGCCCAUCGAUGCUCACAACCAUGUUUCGGCGAUCACCCCCGGGCAAUCCCUACUCCUAUACACCAAAGGAGAGUAAUGCGCACGAGGAUGACGUCCCGGUAGAGGAAGGCGACGAGGAGGGCCAGGAUACGUUAAGCAGGGUAACCACCGUCGAGCACCGACCCUUGGUGGCCCGCGAAGACACGCCCGAGGCAGACGAGAUAUCACCAUUGCUGGCCGCAAGGUCGCGAGAGAGCCGGGGUGGGAGCUAUGGGGUCGGCCAGGAGAACGGCCAAGGGCUUGAUCUGGAGGGCCAGAAACGCCCGGGUAGGACAUGGUUAGGAAGGACGGCCAACUCUAUGCGGGAAACGGGCGGCCGGGCGGUUAGCAUUCUCCCGCUCAUCAGUCACCCGAAGCGCUGGGACCGCCGUGCACUCUGGGACAACGUGGUUGUCGCUCCGGUAGCCUGCUUCCCGGCUGUCGUGGUUGGUCUGCUUCUCAACAUCUUGGAUGCGCUGUCCUAUGGCAUGAUCUUGUUCCCCUUGGGAAGCCCCAUCUUUGCAAGCUUGGGGUCCGCCGGGAUAUCAAUGUUCUACGUCAGCUGUAUCAUCUCCCAGCUGACCUUCUCGACGGGGAGUAUAUUCAAGGGUGGGGUUGGCUCCGAAUUGAUCGAAGUUGUACCCUUCUUUCACAACAUGGCCGCGACGAUCACCGACAUAGUCGGAGAAGACAAGCCCGACGCUGUCAUCGCAACAACUAUCACGUCGUACGCGCUGAGCUCGAUGCUCACAGGUGCCGUGUUCUACCUGAUGGGCCAAUUCAAGUUUGGCUAUCUCGUUGGCUUCAUCCCCCGGCACAUUCUGAUCGGCUGCAUCGGGGGUGUCGGGUGGUUCCUGGUUGCCACGGGAUUUGAGGUGACGGCGCGGAUGGAUAGUAACCUCAACUACGACCUGGAUACCCUCAAGCAUCUCAUGCAGGCCGACACCGUCCCCCUUUGGAUUAUACCCCUCACACUUGCCGUCAUCCUAUUCUACUGUCAGUCAAGGAUCAGGUCCAAAUACUUUCUCCCGCUAUAUAUUCUCGCCAUCCCCGCGGCCUUCUAUGCCCUGGCUGGUGCGAUGGGCGUGCUAAAUCCGGACCAUCUCAAAAACGGAGGUUGGGUAUUUAUAGGCCCGCCUGCGGAUGAGCCUUGGUGGCACUUCUACACUCUGUACAAGCUGGACCAAGUGCAUUGGGGGGCUAUUGCACAGUGUAUUCCUGCAAUGCUCGCCUUGACCUUCUUUGGCAUCCUCCAUGUCCCCAUCAAUGUUCCGGCCCUCGCCCUGAACACAGGCGAAGACCACGCCAACUUGGAUCAUGAGCUCAAGCUACACGGCUACUCAAACUUCGUGUCCGGAUUGGCCGGUAGUAUACAAAACUAUCUUGUCUACUCUAACAGCUUGUUCUUCAUGCGCUCCGGAGGAAACACUCGUCUUGCCGGGAUCGAGCUGGCAGUGUUCACUUUCCUUGUCAUGUUGAUCGGCCCUUCGCUCAUUGGCUUCAUUCCCGUCAUGAUGGUCGGUGUGCUGAUCUUUGACCUCGGAUUCGAGCUCCUCCUCGAAGCCGUAUGGCAGCCGCGAAAGAAACUCAAGCCCGUCGAGUACUUUACCGUGAUGGCGAUUGUUCUCGUUAUGGGCACUUACGACUUCGUGGUCGGUAUUGGCGUGGGCAUUUUGCUGGCGUUCAUGUCGCUGACCUUCCAAACAUCGAGGGUCUCGGCCGUUAGAGCCAGCUACUCGGGCGAUGUGGUAGGGUCGACCGUGAGGAGGAACCCGACUCAGCAGCACUACCUUCGCCAGGUUGGUCGCCAGAUCAACGUCAUCAAGCUUUCGGGUUAUCUGUUCUUCGGGACCAUCGUCGGCGUGGAAGACAGGAUCCGGGCUCUCAUCUCGGACGAGGAGUUUAACAAACGGCCAAUCAAGUUCCUCGUGCUGGACCUCUGGCUCGUCACCGGGGUGGACUACUCCGCUGCCGAGGUCUUCAACACCAUCAGCCGCCUCCUAAACGGCAAGGGCAUUGAACUUGUCGUCAGCGGCGUGGACCCCGAGCACGGCCUCGGCCGCAAUCUCAGAACGGUCGGGCUCGGCGAAGACGGCGUCGAGGUCAAACUCCUCCCCGAACUCAACUCGGCGCUCGAGUACUGCGAGAACGAGCUCCUCAAGACCCUCUACGUCAACCAAGACGACGCGGACAGCACGCUCACCACCUCGACCGCCAACCUCGACGUGCCCGCGCCGUCCGCCGCCGACCCCGUGUCGGCCUCCAUGCUCGGCUCGUCGCCGCGGCGCGACCACCUCCGGGCGGCGGCGCGCAAGUCGCUCGGGCAGGCCGAGGCGGGGCGGUCGGCGCGGUGGCAGAGCUUCAAGGCGCCGCUGCGGCUGAUGCUGCAGAUCUUCCGCGACGUGAGCGACCGGAACGAGGACUUCUGGUUCCGCGCGGCGCGCUAUUUCGCGCGCGCCCAGCACCCCCCGGGGACCGUGCUCUUCCGCCGCGGCGAGGCCGCCCAGGCCUUCUACCUCGUCGAGGCCGGCAUCCUCCGCGCCGAGUACGACCUGCCCCAGGGCUGGCUGUUCGAGAGCAUCGUCGCGGGGACGACGUGCGGCGAGCUGCCAUUCUUCUCGGAGACGAACCGGACUGCCACCUGCGUGGUGGAGAGGGACUGUGUGCUGUGGGUGAUGGACGGGGAGGGUUGGGCCCGGCUGCAGAAGGAGGAGCCGGAUGUGGCGCAGGAGCUGUUGCGGAUUUCGCUGAAGCUGACGAGUGAGCGCAUGUCGGUUAUUACGAGCUAUACGCUGACUAUGGCUGGGUAGUUGGGCGGGGUUGGAAGUGAGGUGGGUUGGGGAAUGGGUGGUCUUUUUUGGCUUUCAGCGAGCAUUUGGUUUGUUUGGUUUAGACUUGGAUCAGUCUCUCACAUGGAACAGCUUGGAU